Messenger RNA from Trametes versicolor FP-101664 SS1, 1650 nucleotides. RefSeq lists its product as uncharacterized. Lineage: Eukaryota; Fungi; Basidiomycota; Agaricomycetes; Polyporales; Polyporaceae. Gene Ontology annotation, biological process: DNA-templated transcription. The transcript has 8 exons. Bases 1 to 1650 code for a protein of 549 amino acids. The record is from RefSeq and is a predicted model, not a curated record. Gene Ontology annotation, molecular function: zinc ion binding; DNA binding.
AUGCUCAUAUAUGGCGCCGAUCGCAGCUAUGUCGAGAGCCUCGAGAGCCGUCUUGAAAAAUUGGAGAAGCUUUUCAAACAGCGAUGUCCCGGCAUAGAUCUUGCUCACGAAUUGGAGAACGAGCCGGAUGGCGAGCCUGAGAACUCGCCCAUCGCCAGCAGCUCCGUCUCCUCAUCCUUACGCUCCACGAUCGUCCACGCUUCCUCUAUGAUCACGCCCGUCUCGGGCUCAGCCAGUUCAACUUCCCUCCCUCAGCCGCCCCCGAAACCAGCAGAACCAAACGCCGAUCACACUAACGAAGAUGAAAGCGUGAGGAUUCAAAACGAGGUCAUCAAAGGGCUGAGCAAGCUCUCCAUCGACCCUGUUGCACGCAACUAUCACGGCAAGUCUAGCGGGCUGGUAUUCAUACGAACCGCAAAGCGUCUCGCCCAGCAACCCGAUGACGCGCGUAAGGCACCACCUAUCGUGGAUACUCAACCUUCACCAGACAGCGCGAAAGCGGAGGAGGAUGCGGUAUCCCCCUUCAAGGACUUCCCUCCUCCAGAUCUGAUGGACUACCUCAUAGCUCUCUACUUCACCAACGUGAAUAUAUACACACCGCUCCUGCAUGCACCGACGUUUCUGAACAGUCUGCGUAACGGAGAGCAUCUCCGCGACGGCGGGUUCGGCGCGACGGUCCUUCUGGUCUGUGCCAACGGAGCCCGCUUCUCCACCGACCCACGUGUUUUCGCCCACGGCACCCACUCGCCAGCUUCCCGUGGCUGGAAAUGGUUCGCUCAAGUCGAGCGCGCUCGCAAGUCUUACCGAGCACCGUCGAGACUGUAUGACCUUCAGGUCUGUGCGCUUAUGACUAUGUUUCUCCACAAUUCUACACGGAUACUCCAAAGCUGGACAGUCACCGGCGUUGGCCUCCGGCGAGCCUUGGAGGUCGGCGCGCACCGCAAACACUUGGGCGCCGCGUCGCUCACGAUCGAGAAUGAGCUAUGGCGGCGAGCGUUUUGGGUCCUUGUCGUGAUGGAUUGGGAUAUCAGUCAUGCCUUUGGCAGGCCAUGCAUGGUACUCGAAGAGGACAUCGAUGUGCCACUUUUGACGGAGUGCGACGACGAGCAUUGGACACACGGCGAGUCGGGAACAGCACCCCGGCAGCCUCUAGGGAAGCCCUCCAAGCUCUCGUUCUACAACAGCUUUAUCCGUCUUGCGCGGAUACUAGCUUACGCCACACGUACGAUCUACGCCAUCCGCAAAUCGCUCACCCUGGCGGACGAUGGCAACCAGCAGCAACGCAUAGUCGCCGAGCUAGACUCCUCGCUAAACCAGUGGGCAGACUCCGUGCCCGCCCACCUCAAAUGGGACCCGCACCGCGAAGACGAGGUGUUCCUGCGCCAGUCCGCGAACCUCCACGCGUACUUCUACCAAGUGCAGGUGUGCGUGCACCGCGCGUUCAUCCUCCCGUACCACGAGUCGCCGCUCUCCUUCCCGUCGCUGAUCAUCUGCACCAACGCCGCGCGGGCGUGCAUCCGGCUCCUCGACGAGCUCUGCGCGCGCAUAGGGACGCCCGUCUACCGGAACCUGGUGCGCACCGUUGUCCCUCCCUCCAUGCGCACGAGAGCCGUGGCACUUACGCGGGUGCGGGGAUCUAGGGUAUACUGA